Molecule: messenger RNA, 411 nt
Organism: Oppiella nova
Lineage: Eukaryota; Metazoa; Arthropoda; Arachnida; Sarcoptiformes; Oppiidae
Source: the annotation of a GenBank genome assembly
AUGGACUGCGUGUUUGACGGACCCGAUCGGGGAUUCUAUAUAAAGUCUGCCCGGGGUCGGGGCGGCCCGGUUCAGGAUAUCCAGGUCAAAAACAUUAAGAUGACAAACAUCAAAAAGGAGUUCAUAAUGAUGGACAUGACUUACCCCGAUAACUACCCGAAGGAAAUAAAGGCCGAAACCUUUAAGAAGACAACUCCGGUAUAUAAGGACAUCACAAUCGACGGCAUAACGGGUGACGCGAAAAACUCCAUCAGCAUAACCGGCCUCCCGGAGUCACACAUUGAAAAUGUCAAAUUCAUGAAUAUAGAGUACACGUCCCACCAUGAUGAUGGCGGUUUCUUGCAAAACUUUACCGAUAGUAUCACGAAAUCAAAUUUUACCUAUCAUUACAAAAAGGCCAUGCUCGUGUGA